UCCCUCUCAGAGCGACGGCAGGGUGGAGUAGCAGACUGACCGCAGCAGCAGGAACAGCAGCAGGAGGAGCGAUAAUGGAUGGAGACUCUGCCCUCGUUAAAAAUGGCCCCGCCCCCGAGGAGCAACAGAUGGUGGGAGGUAAAGCAGCUGUAAAGGACCCCACUCAUGACGCCAUCAAGGCCUCCAGACCAGCAGGGGGCAGCAGAGCUGCAAAGAUGAUCUCAGCCAAGAGUACAGAGUCUGUCGACGGCGUCAGCAGUCCAGGAAGUCGUUCACCUGCCAGCAGGUCGUCCACUCCCAACAAAGAUGUGAAGAAGGUGGCGGUGGUCCGGACCCCGCCAAGGUCUCCAGGCUCAGCUCGUGGACGGACACCUCCUCUUCCCUCCCAUCCAAUGCCCGACCUCAGCUAUGUGAAGUCCAAGGUGGGAUCCACAGAGAACCUGAAGCACUCACCUGGAGGGGGCAAGAUUCACAUUGUCAACAAGAAGCUGGAUCUCAGUAACGUGACAUCUAAGUGCGGCUCCAAAGACAACAUCUACCACAAACCAGGUGGAGGGAAGGUGGAGAUCAAGUCUGAGAAAGUGGAGUUUAAAGAUGUUCAGCCUAAAGUUGGUUCUCUGGACAACGUUACUCAUAUUCCAGGAGGAGGAAAGAAAAAGAUUGAGAGCCACAAACUGUCCUUCAAAGAGAAUGCCAAAGCUCGGACUGACCACGGUGCUGACAUCAUUGUCCAGGCUGACUCCUCCCCUCCUCACCUUAGCAAUGCUUCUUCUCAUGAAAGCCUUAAUGCUGCUGAAGCUCCGCCUCUUGACACUCUGGCUGACCAGGUGUCUGCGUCCCUCGCCAACGAAGGCCUGUGAUUGGCUGAGCUCCGUGCCUGCAGAUCUGACCCCCUCCUAUUACCAAGGAAACGAAACUGUCAAAUGGAAGAAAAACAGAUAAAGAUCAUUCCACCUUCUACUUUUUCUCAUAAAAAUGUCAGCAGUGACUGGAGGGAUUUUAUAAUUAAGAGAGAAGAGCAGCCAGUUAGAGUUCAGUCAGCCAGGUGAAUUUGUCCAAGUGGGAAGUACUAACCUAGAGUCAAUGCUCAUAAAAUUCCUCCAAUCACAAAAAGUCUUUAACUGAUGUCACCUCUCCCAGCAUAAGCUGAAACAUGAUCCAACGAUCCUUACAUGAGCCACUUAUCCUUACUGAUCCUUACAUCAACCCUUGCAUGAUCCAAUGAUCGUUAAACUGAUCAUUAUGUGAUCCGCUGAAUCUUACAUAAUCCCUUACAUGACCCAAUGAUUCAUAAAUUGAUCCUUACAUAAUCCAAUGCUUCUUACAUUGACCCUUACAUGAUCCAAUGAUACUAAAAUUGAUCCUUACAUGAUCCAAUGAUACUAAAAUUGAUCCUUACAUGAUCCACAGAAGCUUACAUCAACCCUUACAGAUCCAAUGAUUCUUUUACUGACGCCUACAGGAUCCAAUGAUCCCUACAUUGAUCCCGUCAUUACCUGAUGAUCUGUUCCUUUUAUGUUGAACUUUUCGUGGUAUUGCUACGUGAUGUCAGUGACGUGAACUGGCUGUGCUGCUGCCUUUUUCUGUUUUCUAUUUUUUCUAACAGAACAUUUCACAUUUCAUCAAAACCAAAACAACAUCAAAAACAAAGUUGGUGUGACUUAUGUCUCACAAGUAAAUACCAUCCUCUAAUUAAAAUUUACCCAGA
This is a messenger RNA of Nematolebias whitei (Rio pearlfish), 1708 nucleotides long. RefSeq names its product microtubule-associated protein tau b (gene maptb). The transcript is spliced from 10 exons. Bases 75 to 860 code for a protein of 261 amino acids. Gene Ontology annotation, molecular function: microtubule binding. NCBI's taxonomy places the organism in Eukaryota, Metazoa, Chordata, Actinopteri, Cyprinodontiformes, Rivulidae. The record is from RefSeq and is a predicted model, not a curated record. Gene Ontology annotation, biological process: neuron projection development; microtubule cytoskeleton organization. Gene Ontology annotation, cellular component: neuron projection.